GUCGUGUUACCAUGGUAACCACCGGAAGGAGCUCAAUCAACGACUUCGAAAAGUAACAACAAAAAACGAUUGGAAUUAAUAACAAGAGUCCGCCUUAAAACUUGAACACUGUUGUAUGAUGGCAGCCACGAAGUUCUGUGACAGGAACGACACUCUCAUUGAUGUCAUGAAGGACCGACAGGAGCAACAACAUCUAGUGGGGAUACUACAGGAGCGGAAACAGAAGCUGGAGAGUUUGCAAAUGCGUGAAGUGGAGCUGCUCAAGGAAGCAAAGAAGGCCAAAGAUCUACUGUCAAGCUUUAAUACCUUUCCAAAGGAGCAAGAUGCUGAUGAAAACAUGAAGAAAGCUGAGAAGGAAAGGAAAGAAGCUAGUGAGAAAGAGACUGAGGUGAAGAUGUUACAGGAGGAGUAUGUGCACCUGCAGCACAGGAAACAGCAGCUCCUGCAUCACAUGCACAGAGACACUGUGUAUAAGAACUUCAUGAAGCAGGUGGUGAAAAUAACACAGUUUGAAGACGAGGCAUCUCUCGCAGGUCAGCUGGAGAGUCUUCUCCGCAUCCGAGAACAGCUAUGUGAGAAGCAGAGGCAAGACGAGGAACAGGUGAACCAUCAGAGGAAAACCCUGCUAGCUUUUAACAGCCAGCAUCACUUGAUGCUUCUGCACAACAGCAACCAGCUGUCACAGCUCCAUCGCAAACUGGAGAGAGCCCAACCUGAAGUGGAACACUGGGAGACAAUGUGGAAACAUAUCCAGGACACAACAGCCAAGGAAACUCUCCUGCUGGGCUUGAUCAAGAUGGCGACACUCAACCUCUAUGAGUCGACAGGCGGCGACGUGGAGGGAGAAAAAGGUGUGGCUCUGGGUGACACUGAGACACAACUGGACAAGGUCAAGAUGUUCAUCCAGGACCACAAAGACAUUGUCAAAUUACACCAAAGUACCACACAUAGCAACAACACAGAACAUAACACUGUAACUUUAUGAAAACAUUACUGUGACUGUAUUUUAUUUUGACAUUAAAUCUAAGUUAUUGUGACUCCAUAGGUUUUCCAAUAUAAAGAGAAAACUGUGAACUUGUAUGGAAGUAGAAUUGUCUCACUUAUAUCAACUUAUACAUAUCAAUAUGAUAUUAAUACAUAUGCAUAUAUUAAUAAAUAUAAAAAUACCAAUUUGACAUGCAAAUAAAAAUUUUGUAUAAAUAAUUGCGUAUUUGUAUAUAUAUUUUUGAGAUUUUAAAAUAUUAACAAAUAAAAUGUAUAAAUAAAAAAUGUGACAUACAAAUAAAUCAAGAAUGUGUAUAAAUAAACGUGUAUUUGUAAAUAUAUUUUUGAGAUUUGAAUAUAAAUAUGCUUGACUUUGUAUUUGUAUUGAAUUUGCAUAUGUAGAUCACUUUUUUGCUUUUGAGUCGAUGAGACAUUUCUACAACAAUCCAGAUGCACAAAUAAAAUGUGACCUACACACUCCUCUGAACAACCAGCCACACAUUGCACUGAUAAGAGAUCAGUAUCUACAUCAGGACAAGGUCAUUAAACAGCAUUGAUACAAUAAAAUAAGCAGCUAGCACGGUUUUUCAGAUUAACUGGAUAAAUUGUGAGUGUGAAUGUUGUCUGUCUAUCUGUGUUGGCCCUGCGAUGAGGUGGCGACUUGUCCAGGGUGUACCCCGCUUUCCGCCCGAUUGUGGCUGAGAUAGGCGCCAGCGCCCCCCGCGACCCCGAAAGGGAAUAAGCGGUAGAAAAUGGAUGGAUGGAAAUUAGCAUUAGCUAAUACAACACUAAUAUUAGCUAGCUCAGGCCUGUUGUGCGUUCUCUCUGUAAAGACGUGGAUUGUUUUUGUGCAGAGAACUCUGGGCAUUUUGUAUAUAAUGCAUAUAAUGCUCUGUGACCCAGACCACCCUGGCUGCAGUGCCCUGUGAUGGUUGUCCAGGGGUCACAUUUAUUUGUGCAUCUGGUGUGUGGUACAAAUGUCUCAUCGACACAAAAGCAAAAGAGCAAUCCACAUAUGCAAAUUCAAUACAAAUACAAAAUCAAGUAUUUGUAUAUGGAAUAUUUGUAUUCAAAUCGCAAAAAUGUAUUUACAAAUUCACAUUUAUUUAUACACAUUUUUUAUUUAUUCUUA
Molecule: messenger RNA, 2116 nt
Organism: Nerophis ophidion (straightnose pipefish)
Lineage: Eukaryota; Metazoa; Chordata; Actinopteri; Syngnathiformes; Syngnathidae
Product: coiled-coil domain-containing protein 42 like-2-like
Exons: 7
Coding region: 116-985 (289 amino acids)
Source: RefSeq, a predicted model, not a curated record